CAGAAAAAGAAUUUGGCAACACCCAUUCAUUUAAUAAUGUUCUGCUGCUGGCCCGUGUUGUGUACAUUGAUUGGGAUAAGUUGAUGACAGUUAUUUUUUAUUAAAUUCCAUAAUUCAACAUUUAAUAGUAAUUUUUUAAACUGUCGGAUAGUAAUUUUAACGAUAAGCGCAUGCGCCUAUUGAUAUUAAUUACAAAUAUUUAUUUAUUCCUUUAUUAUUCGUUUUGGCCAAUAAACUGAACAAAUUGCUUCAUGGCUGCCCAACAAUCAGCACUAUUACUUCGUAAACAACUGAAUGAGUUGAAGAAAAAUCCUGUUGAAGGUUUUUCUGCUGGUUUAAUUGAUGAUAAUGACAUUUAUAAGUGGGAAGUUCUCAUUAUUGGCCCUCCUGAUACUUUAUAUGAAGGGGGCUUUUUCAAAGCUCACUUGUACUUCCCAAAAGAAUAUCCUCUUCGACCUCCAAAAAUGAAAUUCAUUACAGAGAUUUGGCAUCCUAACAUUGAUAAAACUGGUGAUGUUUGCAUAUCUAUAUUACAUGAGCCAGGUGAUGACAAAUUUGGCUAUGAAAAAGCAUCUGAACGGUGGUUGCCCGUUCACACUGUGGAGACCAUACUCAUUUCGGUUAUUUCCAUGCUGGCUGAUCCUAAUGAUGAAUCUCCUGCCAAUGUGGAUGCUGCUAAAGAAUGGCGUGAAAACUAUACAGAGUUCAAAAGGAAAGUUGCUCGAUGUGUUAGAAAAAGUCAAGAAGAUUGUUAGGGAAAACUUUUUUAGCAAACAAAAAAAAAAAAAAUGGGUCUGGAAGAUCCAACUCCAAAAGGCUGCACUCAACUGCUCAUAAUUCUCCUGCUAGUGAACAAACUUUGACUUUACAUGAGAGACUGUGAUUUCUUUUCACUAAUGCAGGAAUAUUUGGAGCACUACUUCCAUUUAGUAUUAAUUUUCCUCUUCAUUCAUAACAAUGGGAGAGUUUCUUUUCUUAAUUUGCUCUUAAAAAAAUAAUUACUUUGCACCUCUGUUACACCCUCAACUGCCAUUAUUUUCUCCUUAAUACAGCCCCCCUUUAAGGAGAGGGCUCUCUAUGCAUCUCCUUGACUCAAGUGAGAAUCUUAAAGAAGUAAAUAGUUUUUUCUGUUUCUCUCUCUCCUUCAAGAAGCUGUGAAAUCUUUUUCCAUAUUUGUACAGUACUGAAACAGACAGAAAAAUGUUUAUACAGUUACAGUACCAAUUGACAUUGUGUAUUUUUUAUAGCUACUAUUUCAGAAGAAAUCCUUAAAAAAAGCUGAUGUUAAUACAAGACAACACUUAUAUAUAAGAAAGUACUUGUUGUUUUCUUGAAGAAGUCACUACAAUGAAUAUCUUUACAAAUUUUAAGAAAAGCAUUUCUUCUGUUCUGAGUGUUUAUAUUUUCUAAUAUUUAUAAUCAGCAGUGAUUUAAACUUUGUGGUGCAAAAGACAAUCUAUACCUCAACGCAAGCAGCCAAAGAAGUUUUUUCAUUUUUUCAGUUGUGUGAUAAUUUUUUUUUUAAUUGUGUUUCUCUUAAUAGAACUACUUUUGUUUUGUAAAUGUCAAGUAUAAAUAUAUGCAAUUGGUACAAAAUGUGUUUUAUGUCUUCUUUUUUUUUUUAAUUAUUUAUAAUUUUAAUGUGUGUUUGCAUCUUUUUUAUAAGUUCCCAUGGGCAAUAUACAUUUGAUGUAUUAUAGUAUUCAAUUUUUUGCACUUUAUAACCUAUUUUCAAUCUCGAAUAAAUAUAUCAAUAAAAGUU
Molecule: messenger RNA, 1762 nt
Organism: Parasteatoda tepidariorum (common house spider)
Lineage: Eukaryota; Metazoa; Arthropoda; Arachnida; Araneae; Theridiidae
Gene: Ube2g1
Product: ubiquitin-conjugating enzyme E2G 1
Source: RefSeq, a predicted model, not a curated record